Molecule: messenger RNA, 3363 nt
Organism: Nothobranchius furzeri (turquoise killifish)
Lineage: Eukaryota; Metazoa; Chordata; Actinopteri; Cyprinodontiformes; Nothobranchiidae
Source: RefSeq, a predicted model, not a curated record
AGAUCCCCGGCUACGUGUGGACAGGGCCUUAGGCGUGUGCGGUUAAUCAGUUGUAAACCUCCAGUGUUUACUUUCUGAGCCUUUCACUAAAUAUGUUAAUUACUUCAUGAAAGCUACAAACAAAUGGGUCAUCUGGCAGAUCAUUGCACCUGUUAUUACAUUCCUUUCCACAAAAAAAAGAAGAGUUUUCCAUUUUUAAUGUACUAUGAUCAGGUUUUCCUGAUGUGAGUUAAUUGCUGUGUGGAGUUCAGGUGCGUCCAGAGCCAGGUGAGCAGGCCCAACCUGGCCUUGAGUGUCAGCAGUGAUGGAAUUAGACUAAAGGGUUUACAGUAGAGGCCAGGGAUGUGUAUUGUUGAAAUUCUGGCGAUACAAUACAUAUCACGAUACAGGGGAGACGAUACGAUAUAUUGCGAUACAUUCAGUCAGACGUUACAAGCUAUUUUUUUUACUGAAUUUAUUGUAAGAAUGUUCAAUAAACAGUCCAAACUGAUACGUAACAUGUUUAACAUGAGGUAUCUGAACCAUGAUGGAGGGAUUUACAUUUCAGCGGUGGAAACAAAACCCGUUGCACACUGCUGCCAACUAGCGGGUGGUGAUUGAAUUGCACAAAACGAAAAGAAAAUACACAAAUGUUUGCAUGUAAAUUCUUUCAAGAAUUAGACACAGGGCUUUUGAAUAUCGAUGUAAUAAUCGCAGGAAAAAAUAUCACGAUAUAUUGCCAUAUCGAUAUUUUCUUACAUCCCUAGUAGAGGCAAAGUGGACCUUUUUAAUCUCGUACGAAAAUCACAUUAAUUCCAUUCUUACACACGCUCAGUAGUUCACGUGUGAAUAUCUGAGACCGACUGGAUAAUUGUUGGAGAUUGAGGGGGGAGGAAGAGGACCGAAAUUGAAAUUUUUGGGGGGGAAAAAAGGAGAUGGAGAGAUUGUGUAUUGAUGAGGUAGAAUAGAGAGAGAAGGGGAUGUAGGGUGUGAGAAGGACAGGUGAGGAUAAAGAGAGAUAUUUGCAUCUAUUCAGGUCCACCAGUACUGGUCUUGGGAGCUGAUACCAGUUUACAUCUCAAGGAUCUUCAGUAAGACAGUUUUUACAAAUCUGGAUACAAAAACGUCCACAUAGAAGAUGUUAAUGUUAGUGAAAACGGUCCCUAAGCAGUGGUGAGUUCAUCGUGUACGCAGACGAAAACAAGUCCGAUUUUUGGCUAAUCAGAUUAAAUCGACCACACUGAAGUUUAUUCAUAAUAAUCAUUAUUUGUUCAGGUUUGAAUAAGUUUUACUCCUUUGGUCGAGAAUCAGUCCCAAGGAGGUCGCAUGAGGACGAUUUGACUCCAAUGGUCCAAAACGGGGAAACCCUGUCAGAUGGGGCUAAGAGCUCGUCACGAGAGGACGAUUGUUGGACCCACACGUCCGUGUCCCACUGUGACAACUGGGACAUGUCCACCACCUGGGAUUUGCAGCUGGACAGUUCAGACAGAGGACACCUCACUGCAGGUUUUCUGGACUCUGAGCCGCUGAAGGAGGCCGAUGAAGAUUUGGUGUCCGAUGUCAAUCUGAACAACUCUGUCAUGACGGAGGAGGAGAGGGAGGAAAUUCAGCAAGACCUGCUUAAGCUGGAGGAGGAGAUCAGCACGCUAAAGCAGGUUUUGGCGUCCAAAGAGAGGCAGCACGCGGAGCUGAAACAGAAACUGGGCAUCUCCGCGUUCAGCGAGUUCAGGAACAACUUCAACAGAGGCUGGCAGGACAUGCAGAGCUCCACGGCAUACAAGAAGACGUCCGAGACGCUGUCCACAGCUGGACAGAGAACAUCAGCUGUCUUCAACAACCUCGGCUCCGCCAUCACCAGGAAGUUUGGAGACAUGAGCGUGGCUGGUCUAGAGUUACUGUUCCCGCGCAGAUCCAACUCAAUCGGCUACUCUGUCAGACACUCUAUGAGCAUGCCUGCGAUGAGAAACUCUUCCAGCUUCAAGUCUUUUGAGGAGAAAGUUGAAAGCACAGUUUCCACGAUCAAGACUAAAGUUGGUGGUCCGGGGCCUGGAGGAAGCUUCGAAGACGUCCUCUCGUCUGCAGCGAACGCCAGCUCUCAGGACACGCCCACCAACAACCUGACGAACCGCCCAGAGGGGCCGUGUUAGAGGCGCACCCCUGGGCAGGACUGUCAAUUUCAAUCCCACGGCAGCCUGUUGUGUGAUCUCCACAUUCUGACUGAACUGGUGCAUGAUACUUUUAUUUGAUAACCUUUGUUAAAAGUCCCCCCACCCCACCCCCACCCCACACACACUUUCAGGUAUUUCCCUUCAGUUUCUGCUUUUAUUUUGAAAGCUCCAGACAGCUUAAGCAACACUAAACAGCCGAUGAGCCGUUAAUCUGGGGUUUUGGUGGAAUCCAGUAAAGAUGAAUAUUAUCUGAGCUUCUUCUCCAUUACGCCACAAACACUGAAGUCGAGCAGCUUGAAACUAAAACCGUCUGAAAGUCCAAUCUCAGGUUUGUGUGGCGUCUGGGAGGAAACAUGACAGCUGGGAUUCCUUAGAACUGAGCAGAAAAAGACCCGUGUGGAGUAAAGAGUGCAUUUAUAACAUUAAUUUUGACCUAUUUCCGUUAAUCCCCCACAUUGAUUUAUAAAAGGUUCCUGGUGCGGAGUCUAAGCUGCACUACACAACUUAUAAAUGUCGACAUGAAUCACGUUUUUGAUUUAUCACUAAUUGUGUUUUGAAACUGGAAGAAAUCAACUUUUCUAAAUAGAUCCUGAAGUUUUUCUUGUAUAAUUAUAACACCUGUGUGACUUAGCCAUCUAACCACUUCCUGUUGAAUGUAAUCUGUGUUUUAUGGCCUUGUGUCUCACUUUAGACUUCCUUCCAGAGCAGAUUUCCAUUGUAUUUAUUAAACACCUUUUCAGUGCUGAUGAAGGAACAGUUCAUCAAGUCUUAAAUACAGCAAAAAAAAAAAAACUGAAGUCACGUGUUCCGUUUUUGGAAAAUACAAAUUUUAUCUCAUUUACAGAAGAAUAUUAAAGUCUUUUUUUUUUAUUCUUCUACAAAGUUUGCUUUUCUGCCACUUUCAUAAACAUUAAAACCGACGCAUAAAUAACUGUUCAAGCACAAACAUCGACUGUGUGAGCCUGCUGGAAAUCUGAGAAAAUAUGCAAUGAAAUUUUACACAAGAAAACUUAAAACUUCUGUAACUAAAAAGGUUUGUUUUGUUCUGCAGUUUGAUGGGAAAUUCACUCGUCUUAGAAGGAAAUAAAUGCAACGUUUUACAGUUUCCCCUUUUGUUAUAAUGAACUCUGAUGUGGAACCUACCAGGUAAUAAAUGUAAAUCACAAACACAAAUGCAUCUGAAAUGUGCAAUAAAGCUUGAUGUAGAAAAACCGGA